GAAUUCUCUUUAUAUCUGUGUCUCCCUCGUCCUACCCAGAACUCCCCGCGCCGCUCUGCCUUUCCGCCCCUGUACGGUCACGUGAUCGCUAUACUCUAAACUCAGUCCUGCUCGUUCCUCUGCGCGGAGAUUUGUAGUCGGUGUCACUCGUGUCGCAGGUUGUGACUGGAAAAGCCAGACGGAAAAAAUGGGAUCCUUAAUCUCCAAAGCUACAGAAACACAAAUGAAGAAGCAGCAGGAAUUAAUGCAGAUGAAUGCACAGAUUCAGCUGGAGAGACAGAUCAUUAUGCAGAAUAUGAUGCGAGAAAGGCAAAUGGCAAUGCAGAUUGCUUGGUCUCGAGAAUUCCUUAAAUAUUAUGGGUCAUUCUUCAGCUUGGCAGUCAUUGGCUUAACAGUUGGGGCUGUUAAAAACAAGAAGCCUGCUUUGUUCACUCCAGUAAUACCGUUAACCUUCGUUUUUGCCUACCAGUUUGACAUGGGUUAUGGAACUCUAGUCACAAGGAUGAAAGGGGAAGCUGAAAAUAUUCUUGAAAAAGAACAUAUUCUACUAGAAAUGCCACAAGGAUUACCAACAUUUGAGGGCAUUGAAAAGACAAGAAAAGCACAUAGAAGUUUACUUUUAAAAUAGAGUGGCUAUACUUUGCCAUAACAAUAGAGAGCCAAAGAGGCCAAAUUAUUAAAACAUCAUGGUGCCGAUCUGUUAAUUGGUCUUCCGUCCUUGAAUGUUUGUAAAAUAAAGGAAACAAACUUCUAAAAUGUAAUUAUUUUAAAAUGUCAAAUGUUCAACAUUGUUAACUAUUUACAUAUGUGACACUAGCUGUACUGCAUGAGGGGAUGUAAUCUAAUCUUUUACUCUAUUCUACUUUUUUUUUUACUCAGGAAGUGAGCAGGUUAUAGAACUGAUUUUGUAUCGUUCUGUCAAUGCUCACAUUGCAAUAUUAACAGAAAUAACAGAAUACAUAGACUGAAUAUUGUGUAUUUUAUUCAGUGGAGUGGGAUGAUUUUUUAAUACAGGUAUGGUACCUGUCAUCCAGAAUUGGGAUGUUUCUGUAAUUUGGAUCACCAUACCUUAAGUCUGCUAAAAGUAAUUUAAACAUUAAAUAAACCCAAUAGGAUUGUAAUAAUAUAAUAAAUUAUAUUUUAGUUGGCAUCAAGUACUGUUUAUUAUUACAGAAAAAAGGAAAUUGUUUUUCAAAAUUAUUUUAUUAAAAUGGAAGAUAGCCUU
Molecule: messenger RNA, 1225 nt
Organism: Xenopus tropicalis (tropical clawed frog)
Lineage: Eukaryota; Metazoa; Chordata; Amphibia; Anura; Pipidae
Gene: plgrkt
Product: plasminogen receptor, C-terminal lysine transmembrane protein
Biological process (GO): positive regulation of plasminogen activation
Cellular component (GO): plasma membrane
Source: RefSeq, marked provisional